AUGGACAAGAUAGAGAAGCUCUCCGUUGCCAAACCUGAUCAUUUUCACAACAAUUUGACUGCUUGUUUCUAUGCAGGACUAGUAGUUGAGGGAAAAUCUUUGUCUGUGCCUGUGAGCAUGGAGAGAAAACAUAAACUUGAAACCAAUGAUACAGCAUGGAAGCUGAAAAAAAUUGUUUUUUCUUCUGCGGCUUUACUUGCAGAAAAAAUAUCAAUGGAGAGUUCAUCAAGAUAUAUCAGGGCUUCUCAGGCUCAGUCUUCCAUUUCAUUAAAACAGAUAAGAAGCGGAUAUGAACCCUCUGAUACGGAGACCGAUUGGCAAGAAAGUCGUGAUCACUAUCCAAAGAAAGAAGUAUUGGCUUAUCAAGUGCCGAAAAUAGAGACGGAUUUACCAAGAAGCAACACCACCACAAGUCCUUUGAGACACCACCGGAGACAUGCUUCCAAGAUUGAGAACAAUAAUGGGUCUGGUUCUUCUCCUAAAGUUAGCUCGCUGAACAGGAGACACAGCAGCAAGUCACCCUACAAGACAAGAAUUGAUGAUAACCAUUAUUUUUCACCAAUUUCGAGUCGUCGAAAUAUCAGUCCCCUCUCGAAAUCUGAGCGUCGAAGACAAGUUUCACCUUAUAAACUUGGGAGAGAGGAGCUUGGUUUGAGUAGUAACAUGGUUGAAGAUAAUGAGACUGUAGGUGCAAACAAAAAUCAAAGCCGAAGAACACUAACUAGAGAUGAAAAAGGAGAUUACUACUCUCAGCUUCCUGAGGUUACAGCUUAUAGUCGUCGAUCAAAGACUGCACCAAGACUAAGAACGAGACAAAAAGAUCAACAAAAAAACAAUCACGGCCAUGUAGAGCAAAGAGAUCACGGAAUAUUAUCACCAUUGUCAAGGAACAUGAUUCGGAAACAAAGAGAGACAGUUCCCCAAGUGAAAGCAACAUCUGUUGGUGAACUCAAUGAAAUGGUUGCACUUGUGAAGAUUUCUAAAAGUCCUAGAAAUAACACGCUAAAUUUUGAGAGCACUGAGUCGAUUUCACCUGGGGAUAUAUUCUUUUCUCGUGAAGUCUUUGCAAAGAAUGGUGGUGAUCAAGUCCAAGUCCAACACGAUUUGUAUCCAAGGCCAACAGUAUUUUCACAAAGAGAUCCAUUUUGUCAUCAACAUGGUAGAACAAAUGGUAGUAUUGAUCAUCACCCCCAGAAAGCUUCAGCAAGUUCAGGAUUUUCUCGGGUAACCCUGACAACCAACUCUGCUGUUAGCAGACAGAGCAGUGGUAAGCUUAGCUCGGAAACUAGUAAGGUAAGUGAUGCAAGUGGUAAAUCAACCGGAAGCUCGAAAAAGUUUGCGGCUAACAGGCGGAAGAGCCAAUCAGAUGCAUGGUUUUCUUGUAUGAGGAAGGGAACUUGCAGGAGAUCAAAAUCCAGAUCACCACCUAAACGAGCAUUUGAUGAAGCUUCCUUCAUUGAGAAGGCAAUUGUGGUUGAAAAUCUGAGACAAUUUUGGGUUGAUAAGCAUCAACCUAACUCGUUGAAUGGAUUCACUUGCCACAAACAUGAAGCUCAGCUUCUCCAGCAACUUGUUUCUGAAGACAACUAUCCCCAUAUCUUGUUCAAGGGACCAUCUGGUUCUGGGAAAAGAGCACUAGCGAUGGCUCUGCUACGAGAAAUAUAUGGUGAUACUUGCUGGAAUGACAAAAGGCCUAUGCAAGUAUUCGUCCCAGUAACAUCCAGCGCUCACCACGUUGAGCUCAAUGUUAACUUGGAACCAAAUGCUAAAUCUGCACUGAUGGGUUUAGUCAAAGAAAUAAGAAAUCACUAUGAUACCAUCCCAGAAGUCAGCAAUGUAAAUUUCAAGACUGAUUACAAAGCAAUAGUUCUUUAUGAAGUUGACCAAGCAGGAGAGAGUAUCCAACAUUUGAUCAAAUGGAUUAUGGACUGUUACUCGGAUGCUUGUAAACUCAUACUCUGCUGUGAGGACGAUGUAGACAUUAUAGAAUCGGUGAAGAACCGCUGCAAUGUUAUCAAGGUCGAUGCGCCUGUAACACAUGAAAUAAUGGAGAUUCUCAUUCAGAUAGCAAAGAAAGAGGACUUUGAACUAUCCAUGAGCUUUGCUGCUAAGAUUGCUACCAAAUCAAAACAGAACUUGAGAAAAGCUAUAAUGGCUCUCGAAGCAUGCAAAGCACACAAUUAUCCUUUUGCUGAUGACCAACCAAUUGCACUCGGAUGGGAAGAAGUCUUGAUAGAACUGGGCGCAGAAAUUUUGGCCGAUCCAUCACCUAAAAGAUUAUUCUUGGUGCGGGGAAAGAUUCAGAAGCUUCUUGUGGAUUUUGUUCAUCCCAAACUAAUUCUUUUGAAGCUCGUAGAAGAGUUCCUUAAGGGUGUUGAAGGUAGCUUAAAAAGGGAAAUAUAUUACUGGCAUGCUUAUUAUGAUAAGAGGCUCCCAACAGGAACAAGUGCUUUACUGAAAUUAGAAGAAUUUGUGGCCAAAUUCAUGAGCGUAUACAGAAAGGGUGCGGCUAAUCGUCAGUAUAUGUGAUUCACAUGGGACUGGAGAAAGGUUGCUAUCAUCUUGUUACGUAUCAAUAGGUUUUUAUUGAGUUGCUGUUACUAUAUUUCAGAAAGAUACAAUUAGAGGCCCUGAGUUUUUCAGGGUUUAACAAAGAUAUGGACGUCUCCCUCCCUGUGUCAACAAAGAGAAAACAGUAUGAGUACAUAAUGUGCGCAACGCACUUGUAUGUUACGAGAUCUCACAGGGUUUGAAUUUCCAAACAACUGGAA
Molecule: messenger RNA, 2771 nt
Organism: Pistacia vera
Lineage: Eukaryota; Viridiplantae; Streptophyta; Magnoliopsida; Sapindales; Anacardiaceae
Exons: 11
Coding region: 1-2529 (842 amino acids)
Biological process (GO): DNA repair; DNA-templated DNA replication
Cellular component (GO): nucleus; DNA replication factor C complex
Molecular function (GO): DNA binding; DNA clamp loader activity
Source: RefSeq, a predicted model, not a curated record